Messenger RNA from Biomphalaria glabrata, 2304 nucleotides. Its product is annotated as aldehyde dehydrogenase, mitochondrial-like. Lineage: Eukaryota; Metazoa; Mollusca; Gastropoda; Planorbidae. The coding region runs from base 173 to 1741 and encodes 522 amino acids. The transcript is spliced from 15 exons. The record is from RefSeq and is a predicted model, not a curated record. Gene Ontology annotation, molecular function: aldehyde dehydrogenase (NAD+) activity.
GAAGAAGAAAUCUAUUAACGAAUGAUCCCUGAAACACUUUUUUUUCGGACUUCAUUAUUGAAACAGCCCUGACCUUCUGAACUAUGAACUAUAUUUAGGUUUAGUCAGUGCGAUAGUUCAGAACUUCAGUCAGCGAUAACAAUUUCUUUAGGAAAAUUGAAGGGAUCCUAACAUGUCCACAUUGCUAAAUUGUGUGAGGAUUAGGGCAGUCCCAUCUGCUCUGGGCAUGGUUGGUCCAAGCCAUGCUAGGACCAUGUCUGCUACUCCUCAGCCUAUCAAGAAACCUGAAGUGAAGUGUGCCAAGAUUUUUAUCAACAAUGAAUUUGUAGAUGCAGUCAGUGGAAAAACCUUCAAAACAAUCAACCCAACCACAGAAGAAGUUAUUUGUGAGGUUGCUGAAGGGGACAAGGCAGAUGUUGAUAAAGCAGUCAAAGCUGCUAGGGAUGCUUUUAAAUUGGGAUCACCAUGGCGCACGAUGGAUGCAUCCAAGCGACAAGAUCUUUUGAUUAAACUUGCUGACCUUAUUGAAAGAGACAGAAAUUAUAUAGCUUCACUGGAGACACUUGACAAUGGCAAACCAUUCAGUGCUUCAUUUGCAGUAGAUCUGGAACUCACUAUCAAAUGUCUCAGGUAUCAUGCUGGCUGGGCAACCAAAAAUGGAGGAAAAGUUGUUCCUAUGGAUGGUAAUUUCUUUUCUUAUGUGCGUCAUGAGCCUGUGGGUGUAUGUGGACAAAUUAUUCCGUGGAACUUUCCCCUACUGAUGCAAGCAUGGAAAUUGGGCCCAGCACUGGCCACUGGCAAUACUGUUGUGAUGAAACCAGCAGAACAGACUCCACUCACUGCCUUGUAUGUAGCUCAGUUGGCUGCAGAAGCUGGUUUUCCUCCUGGUGUAAUUAAUAUAGUUCCUGGCUUUGGUCCCACUGCUGGAGCUGCUAUUGCCUCACACAUGGAUGUUGACAAAGUGGCAUUUACAGGAUCAACUGAGAUUGGUCAGCUUAUCCCACAAAUGGCAGCACGUUCAAAUCUUAAAAGAGUUACACUUGAACUUGGAGGAAAAAGUCCUCAAAUAGUUUACUCAGACAGUAAAUUGAGUGAUGCCAUUGACUUUACACAUUUGGGGCUGUUCUUCAAUCAGGGUCAGUGCUGCACAGCUGGCUCUCGCGUUUUUGUGGAGGAGAAAAUCUAUAAAGACUUUGUGGAGUUGGCAACUGAGAAGGCAAAAAAGAGGACCAUUGGUGACCCAUUUACCAAUGUUGAUCAAGGACCUCAGGUGGAUGGAGACCAGAUGAACAAGAUUCUUGACAUGAUUAACAGUGGGAAGAAAGAAGGAGCCAAGCUAACUGUUGGAGGUUCUAGAGUUGGUAAUAAAGGAUACUUUAUUGCCCCCACAAUAUUUGCAGAUGUUCAAGACAACAUGAGAAUAGCCAAAGAAGAGAUCUUUGGACCAGUAAUGCAGAUAAUGAAAUUUAAGAAUGACCAAGAGUUGUUGGAGCGGGCACACAAUACAAUCUAUGGUUUGGCAGCAUCAGUCUAUACACAAGAUAUUGAAAGAGCCAUAUUUUUGUCUAACAGCUUGAGAGCUGGAACAGUCUGGAUCAACUGUCACAAUGUUUUUGAUACUUCAAUGCCCUUUGGUGGAUAUAAAAUGUCAGGUCAGGGCCGUGAGCUGGGAGAAUAUGGUAUUCAGGCUUAUACAGAAGUUAAAUCAGUUAUUAUGAAGAUUCCUCAGAAGAACUCAUAAAAGAGACAGCAUUGUUUUGUUAUUUUGUCAUGAUUCUGUUUAAUGUUGGCUUUGCUUUCACUAUAUCCUCAAUUCAAGCCUUCUAAAAUGUUAUUUAUAUGUAUCUAAUGGUCAACUUGUUGGAUGUGCCAUCUUUACAAUGAGCCCAGCCUUCAAGUCCGAGGUCUGAAGUUUUUAAUGCACUAUUUCUUUUUUCUUUGUAAGAAAUUUUUGUGUUGAAAAGUUCAAUGUAUAAGAAUGUAAGAGAUUUUGAAGGGAAAGAAAUCUUCAAAUCAGACAUCUUUCAAAACCAAUGUCACUUUUUGUUCUGCUUAAAGGCAGUCUAUGGAAAAUUUUGUUUUCAAUUCUAAAUGUUCACAUGGACAUGAAGCAGUUCUUUUUUUGAAGUACUGGUAAUGUCUGUAUUAUAUAAGAAGAAGAAAUAUAAUAUCUGACUUUAAUAUACUAUUGGCAUUAAAUUGUUAUUGCUUUCAUUUAACUUUUACUGGAUUGUACUGGGUAGAAUUUUGUUAUUUGUUUACUCAUGUAUUUUUAUAAUGGAUCAAUAAAAAUAUACAAUAAUA